AUGCCUGGAUCAUUAUCUCCCUCCGACACGUAUGGACAGUUCAAACGCGCUCUUCGAAAUCUGUUCCGGCGCCGGAAGUUCAACACCAACGUUUCUGCAGUCGUGAAGCCACAAGCGCCAACGCGCCCACCACGUCCACGAUCGGCAUCGGCCGUCGCUGCUCCCGAAGUCUUUAACAGCCCAGACAUUCCAUCAUGGCCCAUAUUCGGUCAGCUACCUCAAGGCGGUGGUCUAUACUGUGCUCCCGUUGAGCUUCCUGGCUCUCUUGCACCCGUGCUUCAGCAUCGCUCCAAGUCCGAUGCCGGUCAGCCCAUAUAUCACUCCGACCUCUUCAGCGAGCUGGACGCUACUUCGAUCCGACGGUUGAGUGUGAUUGGAAGCGAAGAUGGCGACGACGAACACUUGGAAGAAGCAUACCUGGAGCUGCAGGCUGAGCUGAACGCCCGGAGAGCUCUGGAAGAUGAUGACGAACAAAUCACACCGGAACAACCUACCCAAGCAACAGAACAGCACUCGACAGACUCAGAAGAACCAGACUCGGAACACGCACUCGACGAUGCCCUGUUCGAAGAUGCAGAGGAGCAUCUUGCUCUCGAAGACGAGAUCGAAGACCAUGUCGACGCUGCCAACAUCGCUCUUCCGGAAGGUUCCGACUCGGACCUAGAAAACGACAAUGUUUCGAUUGCACCCGAAGCCGAAGAGUUUGCUAGAAACGACUCAGCGAACGGGGGCAAGGUCUUCCACGACGAUUCCAGCUCUCUCUACAGCACAGACGAGUCAGAAAACGAUGCCGAUUCUGCCACAGACGUAGCCACCGUCUCGACACCUCGCACCGCUUCUUUGCUUAGAGCAGACAUGAUGGAGUACUUUGACGAGAAGAUCCCAGUAGUCUCCGAGACUCCUCAGGUUCUACCUCUUAUUCCUGCUCCCGGUAUGGCCGCGACUUCCGGCCCUCUUGAGGAGUUCUCCUGGUGA
Molecule: messenger RNA, 975 nt
Organism: Aureobasidium namibiae CBS 147.97
Lineage: Eukaryota; Fungi; Ascomycota; Dothideomycetes; Dothideales; Saccotheciaceae
Exons: 3
Coding region: 1-975 (324 amino acids)
Source: RefSeq, a predicted model, not a curated record